AGUGCUGGGAUUACAGGCGUGAGCCACUGCGUCUGGCCCUAGACAUACUAUUUUUAAGGGCAAAGGAAAUCUAAAAAAUAUUCUGAUAUUACAUAUGUGACAGUAAAAAAUGAAUGUGUACAUUUAAAUGACAGAAAAAGUAGUUCAUACAUGUAUCUAUAUAGUCUGUUGAAAUUAGGUUACCAUAAGCCCUCAAUUUGUAUUAGAUAGUUUUAAUUAGCAUGGAAACUUGUUGCUUUCUGUGUAAGUUAGAUAUCAAAGUUCAUAAUAAUUCAGACUAGAAAAUUUUACUCUUAGGAUUUAAAGUGAUGGGUCUUUGAAAGUUGACUCUUAGAUCUAAAUUGUAGUUUCCUAUUUGUAAACUCUGCCAGAACCAUGUUUUAGUUCUAGGCGAGGACUGAUGAUUAUGUCUUUGCUUUUGUUAGGGUUCACUCAAAAAGGCAGCCUGGAUGAAAUAAGUUGAUUGUCAGUUCAUCACAAAGACCAAUGAUGAGUUUGGGGAAUCCUAUUAAAAUAACUGAUUUUAGCGUGUGAAAUAAAACCUAUUCAAAUAUUUAAGUAGAUAGUGGAAGAUACCUAAUAUAUUUUACAAUUAUGCUUAUAGCUUUCAAAUUCUGCCUCCAAUACACGCGUAAGGCUGAAUUCCGUAAACUGUGUGACAAUUUGAGAAUGCACUUAUCGCAGAUUCAGCGCCACCAUAACCAAAGUACGGCAAUCAAUCUUAAUAAUCCAGAGAGCCAGUCCAUGCAUUUGGAAACCAGACUUGUUCAGUUGGACAGUGCCAUCAGCAUGGAAUUGUGGCAGGAAGCGUUCAAAGCUGUGGAAGAUAUUCAUGGGCUAUUCUCCUUGUCUAAAAAACCACCUAAACCUCAAUUGAUGGCAAAUUACUAUAACAAAGUCUCAACUGUAUUUUGGAAAUCUGGAAAUGCUCUUUUUCAUGCAUCUACACUCCAUCGUCUUUAUCAUCUUUCUAGAGAAAUGAGAAAGAAUCUUACACAAGAUGAGAUGCAAAGGUAAGAAUGUUAUAGUUGGGUAAUGUUGAAAUUCUGUAACAAAUACUGUCUAUAUGACAUGGUAUUAUAUUCUCAGCCAUGGUUUUUCAGCCUCUGCACUAUUGACAUUUUGGAUUGGAUAAUUCUUAGUUGUCGGCUGUCCUGUGUUACUGCAGGUUGUUUAACAGCAUCCGCAGCUUCUACCCAUUAGGUGUCAGUAGCAACCACCACCAGUUGUGACUACCACAGAUGUCUCAAGACAUUGCCCUUCCUGAACAGUAUUCUUGGUUUUCGGUAGUUUGACAAGUAAUCCCACUAAAAGCCCAAUUGAGAUAUUUGAAUAUUAACGAAAAAUACAUUUAAUGGAUGAGCUUUCUACAGGUAUUUAAAGU
Sapajus apella (tufted capuchin) is the source of this 1384-nucleotide messenger RNA. Its product is annotated as eukaryotic translation initiation factor 3 subunit A-like. Gene Ontology annotation, biological process: formation of cytoplasmic translation initiation complex; translation reinitiation. Gene Ontology annotation, molecular function: mRNA binding; translation initiation factor activity. The transcript is spliced from 2 exons. The record is from RefSeq and is a predicted model, not a curated record. The coding region runs from base 595 to 1017 and encodes 140 amino acids. Gene Ontology annotation, cellular component: eukaryotic translation initiation factor 3 complex, eIF3e; multi-eIF complex; eukaryotic translation initiation factor 3 complex, eIF3m. NCBI's taxonomy places the organism in Eukaryota, Metazoa, Chordata, Mammalia, Primates, Cebidae.